AUGGGCGAGACGGCCAUGGCCGGGUACGGGCUGGACAGGCCGCCGCGGUGCAGCGUCAGCUUCGACACGCCGUGCGGCGCCCUGCUGCGCGAGCUCGAGCAAAUAUGGACAGAGAUCGGGGAGCGCGAACAAGAUAAAGAUCGGAUGUUCCAGGAACUCGAGGCAGAGUGUAUGCGUGUGUAUCGUCGGAAGGUCGACAGUGCUAAUGCGGAUAGAAGCCAGCUCCGCCAGUCAGUGAUGGCCAAAGAAGCAGAGCUUAAAGCUUUAGUGGCUUCGAUAGGUGAAAAUACUACACAAUUUAAGGUGAAUGAAAAGCAUGCAUCGUUGAAAGAACAACUUGCUGCAGUGACGCCUCUCUUGGAUGAUCUUAGGGCCAUGAAAGAAGAAAGAAUCAAACAGUUCUCAAAUGUGCAAUCGCAAAUCGAGACGAUAAAUGCACAAAUUUCUGAUCACAAUUAUCAGCAUGAUGAUGGUUCGUCCAAACGUCUGAACAAUGAUCAUGACUUGUCAACCAGAAGACUUGCUGAUCUUCAAAUGCAGCUACGCAAUUUACAAAAAGAGAAGUCUGAUCGCCUUCAGAAAGUAUUUGUAUAUGUGGAUGAAGUGCACUGCCUAUGCGCUGUGCUUGGGAUGGAUUUUGCAAAGACGGUAAAGGAUGUGCAUCCAAGUUUGCAUGGAACCAACUCAGAUAAUUCGACGAAUAUCAGUGAUAGCACCCUUGAAGGUCUUACUCAGACUAUCCUGAAGCUCAAAGCAGAAAAAAGGACCAGAGUCUCAAAGUUGCAAGAAACUGUGGGGAAACUCCACAAGCUAUGGAAUCUGAUGGAGUCAACAGAACAAGAGAGGAGACAUUUCAGCGAAGUAGCCGCUGUUCUUGGAUCUUCUGAGGAAGAGAUCACUUCUCCUAGUGUCCUGUCACUGGAAACGAUUCAGGAGACAGAAGAGGAAGUCGAAAGACUAACUAAGCAAAAAGCGAGUAGAAUGAAGGAGCUUGUUCUUAAGAGAAGGGUAGAGCUAGAAAAUAUCUGCAGAAAUGCACAUAUGGAGCCUGAUACGAGCACAGCACCAGAGAAGAUUGUUGCUCUAAUUGAUUCUGGUCUAGUGGAUCCUUGCGAACUUCUUUCCAACAUCGAAGCUCAAAUUGCAAAAGCAAAUGAGGAAUCUUAUACGAGGAAAGAUAUCAUGGAGAGAGUAGACAAAUGGCUAUCGGCCUGUGAUGAAGAGACUUGGCUUGAGGAAUACAACCAGGAUGAUAACAGGUACAGUGCGGGCAGGGGUGCCCAUUUGAAUCUCAAGCGUGCAGAGAAAGCGAGGGUGCUCGUUCAAAAGAUUCCAACUAUGAUUGACAACUUGAUAGACAAGACAUUUGCCUGGGAGGAUGAAAGCAAUACACCAUUUCUAUAUGACGGGGUUCGUCUGGUCGCCAUUUUGGAAGAGCAAAAACUCAGAAGAGUACAGAAGGAGGAAGAUAAGAAACGAUACUGGGACCAGAAGAAGCUGCAGAAUCUAUUGCUUAAAGAGAAGGAGCUGAUCUUUGGGUCCAAGUCUGUUCCGAGGAAAACAAGCAGUUUUAACAGGAGGACGAGUGGGCAUCACCCAAAUGGGAAUGGGGCUGGUUUCAUGACUCCGAUGCCCCGCCGGGUGUCGGCAGGCAGUGCCACACCCGAGCUUUUGACACCACGAUCGUACUCUGGCCGGUACAACAAUUACUUCAAGGAGAACAGGAGGAUGACGGCGGUGCCACUCAACUUCUCGACAGCUUCCAAGGAUGAUAGCAUGUCAUCAUUCGCCUCCAUCAGCGGCUCGGAGCCUGGUUCUCCAUUAGUUUUGCACUGGGAAGAAGACUUUCUUGGCGGUGAGGGUUGCGGUGAAGGCUACCGUCAAGAUUGGGCAAUUGUGUGCUAG
This is a messenger RNA of Triticum turgidum subsp. durum (durum wheat), 1905 nucleotides long. Lineage: Eukaryota; Viridiplantae; Streptophyta; Magnoliopsida; Poales; Poaceae. The record is from the annotation of a GenBank genome assembly.